Coniophora puteana RWD-64-598 SS2 is the source of this 598-nucleotide messenger RNA. Its product is annotated as fungal hydrophobin. Gene Ontology annotation, cellular component: fungal-type cell wall. The record is from RefSeq and is a predicted model, not a curated record. The transcript is spliced from 3 exons. Gene Ontology annotation, molecular function: structural constituent of cell wall. Lineage: Eukaryota; Fungi; Basidiomycota; Agaricomycetes; Boletales; Coniophoraceae. Bases 49 to 363 code for a protein of 104 amino acids.
CUUUUACCAAAGUCGUUCUUUCAAACCCUCCCAACCCUUCCAGUCAAGAUGAUUGCCCGCGUUCUCGCCGUCGUUCCUUUUGCUGUCCUCGCCCUGGCUGCCUCCUCUGGCCAGUGCAACACCGGCUCUGCCCAUUGCUGCAACUCCGUCAAGCAGGCUAGCGACAAGAGCAUGACUGACAUGCUCGGCCUCGUUGGCAUUGUGUUGGAGGACGUCACCGGCCAGAUUGGUGUCGACUGCUCUCCUCUUGACCUCCUCAGCUCCGGCGGUGGUCAGUGCAACCAGCACCCCGUCUGCUGUACUGACAACCAAUUCAACGGUUUCAUCAACCUCGGCUGCUCUCCCAUCAACAUCAACGCCUAAACGCGUCUGACUUGGGAUCGCCCUUGAAUACGUAUACCCCGGUCGCAUAGCGUUUUAGCUACAGUAUACUGGACUCACACAAUACACUCGUUGAUAGUACUGAUAGAGACACUCAGGAUGGGCUUGAUGCGCUCCAAGCCACCUGACAUGAACAAAACUCAGCCUACACGUAAGUUAGAGACCCCAUCUCAGCCUCGCUGGCACAGAGGCGUGGACAUAUUUAAUCAAAUGUAUU